Rana temporaria (common frog) is the source of this 386-nucleotide messenger RNA. RefSeq names its product molybdopterin synthase sulfur carrier subunit-like. Gene Ontology annotation, cellular component: cytosol. Gene Ontology annotation, biological process: Mo-molybdopterin cofactor biosynthetic process. The coding region runs from base 117 to 377 and encodes 86 amino acids. The transcript has 3 exons. The record is from RefSeq and is a predicted model, not a curated record. NCBI's taxonomy places the organism in Eukaryota, Metazoa, Chordata, Amphibia, Anura, Ranidae.
CCCUUGGUCCACCAAUCAGUAGGCAGCUCACAAUGUGCGGGUGAAGUCUCCAGCCUGAGUCCUCUUCCUGCUUGUCAGUGUGCAGCCUGAUCCAUGUGAUCCUGUCCUGUGGCUCCAUGACUUGUCAGGUGGUCGUGUUGUACUUUGCAAAAAGUUCUGAACUAGCUGGCGUUCGAUCUGAAAACAUAACCGUCCCCCAAGAAAUAACAUCCAAGCAACUGUGGGAGAAAAUCACUUCAUUGCACCCAAGGCUUUGCAUUAUUCAAGAUUUUGUGGUCCUCGCUGUCCGUCAGGAAUAUGUUGCUAUUGGUGAUGAGGUCAUAAGAUUGCACCCUGGCGACGAAGUUGCUGUCAUUCCUCCUGUCAGUGGUGGCUAGAACUCUGAG